This is a messenger RNA of Tachysurus fulvidraco (yellow catfish), 2915 nucleotides long. It is a transcript of the gene gabrz, whose product is annotated as gamma-aminobutyric acid type A receptor subunit zeta. The record is from RefSeq and is a predicted model, not a curated record. The transcript is spliced from 11 exons. The coding region runs from base 445 to 1785 and encodes 446 amino acids. Gene Ontology annotation, molecular function: extracellular ligand-gated monoatomic ion channel activity; neurotransmitter receptor activity; GABA-A receptor activity. Gene Ontology annotation, cellular component: synapse; GABA-A receptor complex; neuron projection. Lineage: Eukaryota; Metazoa; Chordata; Actinopteri; Siluriformes; Bagridae. Gene Ontology annotation, biological process: regulation of membrane potential; monoatomic ion transmembrane transport; chemical synaptic transmission.
AUUUACACACACACACACUCUUCGGUAGGUUAGUGUGCGGUCGGGUGUCUGAGCGCGCAAACAGCUGACGCGGAUUUCACCAUAAACGUUGAAACACACGCGUCUGCAAGCUUCAUCUCUUAUACUAUACGUACUUGAAGUCGUUUAAUGUGUUUUGAAAGAAAAAACAAGUGGAAUGUUGCGUUAAAGAGAACAACUCGUAUAUAUUUAGAUGACAGCAGCAAGUGACGCACUGAGCCUGUACAGAGAAGCGCUCUGUUAUUCGCAGCGGCUCUUGUUCAGUUUGGACAUGCACACGCGUGAACGACUUUAAACUUACAGCUGAAUGAAAUAGUUGGAUUUAGAAUUUUAAAUGUAAGUUUUUACAUUGCAAACCCAGCUCCUAAAAUACAGGCCAGGAUCAAGCUAGAGUAUCCUUGCCAACUGAUCUACACGUCAGCAGCCAUGUGUUCAUGCAGCCCUCUGGGCUCUGUAAUCUUCUUUCUUAUCAUUAGCAGUUUCAUACAGAUUUCACACUCCAGUGCUGAAGAGGUCCUACCUCCCACCAUUCAGAAUCUGAUGAAGGGCUACAACAAGUACCUGAGGCCUUUCUUCGGAAGUAGUCCUGUUACUGUUGGCAUGAGUUUGGAUAUUGCCAGCAUAGAUACUAUAUCAGAGAUCAACAUGGACUACACAGCGACUAUCUUCUUGCGACAGCGCUGGACAGAUGAGCGUCUGCGCUUUGAUGGCAAUAAGAGCCUGAGUUUGGAUGGCAGGCUGGUGGAGCUUCUUUGGGUUCCUGACACAUUCAUUGUGGAUUCCAAAAAAUCUUUUCUGCAUGACAUCACUGUGGAGAACAGACUGAUCAGGAUAUUCCCCAAUGGCACUGUGCUUUAUGCCCUGAGAAUCACCACCACAGUGGCCUGCAGUAUGGACCUGACAAAGUAUCCCAUGGACAAACAAACAUGCACACUUCAGCUAGAAAGCUGGGGUUAUAAUGUGAAGGAUGUGGUGUUUUAUUGGACACGUGGGAACCAGUCAGUUAGUGGACUUGAUACUCUCCAGCUGGCUCAGUACACACUAGAGGACUACUAUACCUCAGAGUCUGAAGCUGUGUAUGAGACAGGCAGGUACCCAAAGCUGAUCUUCCACUUCCAGCUGAGGAGAAGCAUCCUUUACUUCAUUCUGGAGACUUAUGUGCCAUCUAGUGCCCUAGUGGUUUUGUCCUGGGUCUCCUUCUGGAUCAGUCAGGCCUCGGUCCCUGCUCGAAUUUGCAUAGGGGUGACCACGGUCCUGACAAUGACCACACUGAUGAUGGGGGCACGCACAUCUCUGCCCAAUGCUAACUGCUUCAUUAAAGCCAUUGAUGUGUACCUGGGCAUCUGCUUCAGCUUCAUCUUUGGUGCCCUCAUAGAGUACGCUGUGGCCCAUUUUUGUACUUUACACCAACCAAAUGCUGCUAAUGCAUAUAGGUAUGGACAGGAGAUGCAGGAACGUGAGGAUGAGAUGAAUGGGAUUGUCACAUCCAUUGGCAGCCAGGCUCUACGGGUACGCAAAAGGGAGGAGAUCCUCUCCCGUGCUGGCAGCACUAGCAGUCCCACUCGCAGUGACACUAAAGAGGAGCGUUCCUCCCAGGCCCAGAGCUGCUGCACCAAGUCCCUCUCCCUGCUGCGCCGCAUUGUGUGCUUUUUAAACUGUUGCCAUGUGGAAAACCCACACUACAUUGACAACUACUCGCGCCUGACCUUCCCACUUUCCUUCAUCUUCAUUAAUCUGCUCUACUGGACCUACUACCUGUACUUUUAGUGUGUGUGUUUUUAGGAGUGUGAGGAAUUCAUAUCUCUGCAAAUUGUCACAGCAUUUAAAAGGAGUUUAAUGCACUUUUCUCCUCGCAUGUUUCUGCAGAUACUACGUGACUCAUGCAUGUAGUACAGUAUGUAACUUUUACUACUCAUUUUGUCCUACAGAAAUAUAUGUCCUUUUUGUUUUCAGUAGAACUUUAUGAGACUACACAAUGCAACUAAAAAAUGAAAGAGUGAAAUAAACAUGACUAAUUAUAUAAAUUUGAAAUAUUUGAAAGCAGUAUUAAUGAUGUAAUAAUUAAUAGCAAGACCAAAGAUUUACUGUAUUUUUAAUAUCCAUGAACUCAAAUAUUUCAGUGCAUGUUAUUAGAUGUUGCACAGGUAGCAUUAUAUGGAUGAUUUCAGUUAUUGUUACUUGAAAAGUCAAUGUUGUUGAGUUUUGUGAUUAUGAAUUGCUGCCUUCAAGAAAAAAAAAUUACCAGGGGAUUUUAUGAUUAAUAGUUUAAGGAGCUGCAUUUUCCCCUCAACUUUACUACUUAAGUAAGCAUGAAAAUGAAUCUAUAACAUUACUACAUUAAUGUCUUUCUAUGUCAGUGACAUGACUAUUUAACAAUGUCUUGUUCACCCAAUUCUACCAACAUAAUAAGGCAAAUUUAAAAAGUGAAAUGAAACUUGAAGCAGUUAUUAUUAAUAUUAUUACAUACAUAUUAGCAGAAAUAGCUGCAUUAUGCUGGGUUUUAUUCUGUGUACCUAAUGAAAAGUAUCCCUCCAACUUGGUUUAUGUUCUAUAGACAGUUUUACAUUGACUUUUGGAUAGAAAACUUUUUUAUGAACAGCACAGAAUAUUCAAUUGUUUUACAGAUAUAUUGUCUUCCUAUUGUACUGAAUUUUGAACCACAAAGGCAUAAUUUAUUAGCAACAGAUUCGUAUUACUACAAAGGUCUUUACAGAUGUUUUGCAAGUUUAAUAUUUCCAGUCAUGCAUGAAUCUUGUGUAGUGGAAAAUAAGCCAUGUGGUUCCAGUAUGUUUUUUUUUUUCUUGCAUGGGAGAUUAUGAUGCAUCAAUUCACACAGCCACUUGUGAGAAAGGGUGCAUGGUGUGGCUGUGGGAAGUUUAAUAAUAAACUAGUUCAUA